UUACAGCAAUACGUAUUUGUUUUAUUUUUGUGCGUUUUGUUGUCUGCUUCUCCUGACGCACCAACUCAGUGCAUUUUCCAGCAGAGAUCACAGGCUGGGAGAAUGACUGCUCGAGUGUAUUUCUCGUUGAUUGCUGUGUUUUUGUGUCUGUUUGGAUACUUGACCAUAACCCAUGCUAUUCAAAGACGAACCACAGUGGAUGGUUUCUGUCCGGCGAGGCUGACGGUUGUACCAUCUCAUCGAGGAUGUUCCUCUGAUGAAGACUGCCCUGGAGGGCACAAAUGCUGUCGAUUUGACUGUGGGCCUGUUUGCGUGUUGCCUGUUUUCAUGAAGCCGGGUCAAUGUCCCAUACCGGAGAUGAUUCCACUGUAUGCUGAAAGCUGUUUCAAUGAUGGCCAUUGUCCUGCCACACAGAAGUGUUGCCGAACCAUCGGUGGCUUUGCAUGCAGUGAACCACGUGGCCAGGGAAGCGGUUAUGGCCAGGGCCAGGGAAGCGGUUAUGGCCAGGGCCAGGGAAGCGGUUAUGGCCAGGGCCAGGGAAGCGGUUAUGGCCAGGGCCAGGGAAGCGGUUAUGGCCAGGGCCAGGGAAGCGGUUAUGGCCAGGGCCAGGGAAGCGGUUAUGGCCAGGGCCAGGGAAGCGGUUAUGGCCAGGGCCAGGGAAGCGGUUAUGGCCAGGGCCAGGGAAGCGGUUAUGGCCAGGGCCAGGGAAGCGGUUAUGGCCAGGGCCAGGGAAGCGGUUAUGGCCAGGGCCAGGGAAGCGGUUAUGGCCAGGGCCAGGGAAGCGGUUAUGGGCAGGGUGUUGGAUAUGGAAGUGGCGUGGGACAGGGUCAGGGAAGCGGUUAUGGCCAGGGUGCGGGCCAGGGUCAGGGAAGCGGUUAUGGGCAGGGUGCUGGAUAUGGAAGUGGCUUGGGUCAGGGUCAGGGAGGCGGUUAUGGUCAGGGUGCUGGAUAUGGAAGCGGCGUGGGCCAGGGUCAGGGAAGCGGUUAUGGCCAGGGUGCGGGCCAGGGUCAGGGAAGCGGUUAUGGGCAGGGUGCUGGAUAUGGAAGUGGCUUGGGACAGGGUCAGGGUCAGGGAAGCGGUUAUGGUCAGGGCGCGGGACAGGGCCAGGGAAGCGGUUAUGGCCAGGGUGCUGGAUAUGGAAGCGGCAUGGGACAGGGUCAGGGAAGCGGUUAUGGCCAGGGUCAGGGUGCUGGACAGGGUCAGGGAAGCAGUUAUGGGCAGGGUGCUGGAUAUGGAAGCGGCGUGGGACAGGGCGCUGGACAGGGUCAGGGAAGCGGCGCGGGUCAGGGCGCAGGACAGGGAAGCGGCGCGGGUCAGGGCGCAGGACAGGGAAGCGGCGCGGGUCAGGGCGCAGGACAGGGAAGCGGCGCGGGUCAGGGCGCAGGACAGGGAAGCGGCGCGGGUCAGGGCGCAGGACAGGGAAGCGGCGCUGGACAGAGCGCAGGACAGGGUCAGGGAAGCGGCGCGGGUCAGGGCGCAGGACAGGGAAGCGGCGCGGGUCAGGGCGCAGGACAGGGUCAGGGAAGCGGCGCUGGACAGGGCGCAGGACAGGGUCAGGGAAGCGGCGCAGGACAGGGACAGGGAAGCGGCGCGGGUCAGGGCGCAGGACAGGGUCAGGGAAGCGGCGCUGGACAGGGCGCAGGACAGGGCCAGGGAAGCGGUUAUGGCCAGGGCCAGGGAAGCGGUUAUGGCCAGGGCCAGGGAAGCGGUUAUGGCCAGGGCCAGGGAAGCGGUUAUGGCCAGGGCCAGGGAAGCGGUUAUGGCCAGGGCCAGGGAAGCGGUUAUGGGCAGGGUGUUGGAUAUGGAAGUGGCGUGGGACAGGGUCAGGGAAGCGGUUAUGGCCAGGGUGCGGGCCAGGGUCAGGGAAGCGGUUAUGGGCAGGGUGCUGGAUAUGGAAGUGGCUUGGGACAGGGUCAGGGUCAGGGAAGCGGUUAUGGUCAGGGCGCGGGACAGGGCCAGGGAAGCGGUUAUGGCCAGGGUGCUGGAUAUGGAAGCGGCGUGGGACAGGGUCAGGGAAGCGGUUAUGGCCAGGGUGCGGGCCAGGGUCAGGGAAGCGGUUAUGGGCAGGGUGCUGGAUAUGGAAGUGGCUUGGGACAGGGUCAGGGUCAGGGAAGCGGUUAUGGUCAGGGCGCGGGACAGGGCCAGGGAAGCGGUUAUGGCCAGGGUGCUGGAUAUGGAAGCGGCGUGGGACAGGGUCAGGGAAGCGGUUAUGGCCAGGGUCAGGGUGCUGGACAGGGUCAGGGAAGCAGUUAUGGGCAGGGUGCUGGAUAUGGAAGCGGCGUGGGACAGGGCGCUGGACAGGGUCAGGGAAGCGGCGCGGGUCAGGGCGCAGGACAGGGAAGCGGCGCGGGUCAGGGCGCAGGACAGGGAAGCGGCGCGGGUCAGGGCGCAGGACAGGGAAGCGGCGCGGGUCAGGGCGCAGGACAGGGAAGCGGCGCGGGUCAGGGCGCAGGAUGUGUCGGAGCGUCUCUGGUCUCCUCUCACUUCCUCUCUUCAUCACUGCUCUGGUGCUGA
This is a messenger RNA of Carassius gibelio (silver crucian carp), 2514 nucleotides long. RefSeq names its product fibroin heavy chain. Bases 103 to 2514 code for a protein of 803 amino acids. NCBI's taxonomy places the organism in Eukaryota, Metazoa, Chordata, Actinopteri, Cypriniformes, Cyprinidae. The transcript has 5 exons. The record is from RefSeq and is a predicted model, not a curated record. Gene Ontology annotation, cellular component: extracellular region. Gene Ontology annotation, molecular function: peptidase inhibitor activity.